AAGUAGAAGAUGCUCUAAGUCAGAUGGAAUCAGUAAUAUAUGUAUAUAUGUAUGACAGAGUAUUCCUAGGCAACUCAUACACAUUAUGUAAUCAAAAAGUGCAUACGGGACCAUGAAUCUCAGGAGUUGAAGUACAAAUUAGUAGUCUUUCGUUGUACAUAUGGCAUGAAGCGAAAAACUAGAGGUUCAGGUUUACGCGUCAAACCGUAAGAAUUCUAUUAUUUAUUUCUGCAGUGCAAAAUACACCGGUUGCCAAUCUGGCUUUCGUAUACGCUACAAGGAGGACGAGUUUAUCAUUUCUUCCGCGGAAACAGUUCACAAUCGCAAAUGUGAAAAAAGUCUUAUGAUAGGUGAUCCAUAUUUUAGACGCCUGUCCGGGGAUGAAAAGGAGAAUAUUGCACCAGUUGUGAAGACUACAUCUGAGGUUGCUGAUGUUUUGGAAUAUGCUGAAGAGAAUUUUAAUAAAAUUUUGACGAGCACAGAUGUGUAUAAUUUACGUAAGGAUAUGAGACCAGCCAUGCCUUUGAGAUCAGAUGUUAUGCGUAUAAUAAGGCAAAGCGGUCAGGUGGUUGAAUACGUGGAUUCGAAUACAGGGAUAACCAGCAGAAUUUGCUUCGCCCUGGAAUCACAGGUUCAGUUAUAUCGGAAAUAUGGAGAGGUGGUGUGUAUUGACUCAACAUACAAUACCAAUAAGGACGGGUAGGUUAUACAUGAAACGGUUGACAAAUCUUAAUCAGAUAUUCUCUGUUUCAUUUGGUG
Molecule: messenger RNA, 759 nt
Organism: Trichobilharzia szidati
Lineage: Eukaryota; Metazoa; Platyhelminthes; Trematoda; Strigeidida; Schistosomatidae
Source: the annotation of a GenBank genome assembly